Messenger RNA from Cicer arietinum (chickpea), 1680 nucleotides. The record is from RefSeq and is a predicted model, not a curated record. NCBI's taxonomy places the organism in Eukaryota, Viridiplantae, Streptophyta, Magnoliopsida, Fabales, Fabaceae.
UAUUUUAUAACAGUAAUGUCAAUUUGCAACAUACCAAACAAUCAUUCAAAACUUCUUCAACAUACAAACACCUUUAUAUAAAUCAAUAUUCCCAUGACAUAAAAAUCAAAAAACAAACCCAUCCAUCCAUCAUCACUAAUGAAAGGCCCUUAUACUCUUACUCUACAAUUUUGCAUUCUCUUCAUUUCCAUUCUCAUUUCUAUCAAUCCCUCACACCAAUCUCUACCACCAUUAAAUCCAAGGCUCUCUAAAGCUUACACAGCACUCCAAGCAUGGAAACAAACAUUCACCUCUGACCCAAAAAACUUCACCUCAAAUUGGUAUGGCCCAAAUGUUUGCAACUACACAGGAAUCUACUGUGCACCAGCACCAGAUGAUUCUUACAUCUAUACAGUUGCUGGAAUAGACAUUAACCAUGCAAACAUAGCAGGUUCAUUACCAGAACAACUCGGUCUCUUAACAGACUUGGCCCUUUUCCACAUAAACUCCAAUCGAUUCUGCGGUUCGCUCCCAUAUAAUUUCACCUACCUUCAACUUCUCCAUGAAUUAGAUAUCAGUAACAACAAAUUCUCAGGCAAAUUUCCUGAAGUUGUUCUCUGCAUUUCUUCAUUAAAAUACUUAGACAUAAGAUUCAAUGAUUUUCAAGGUGAUAUUCCUGACCGCCUUUUUGAUCUCAAACUCGAUGCACUUUUUAUUAACAACAACAAAUUCCAAUUCUCAUUGCCUGAAAAUUUUGGAAACAUUUCUGCUUCUGUUGUAGUGUUUGCAAACAAUGAAAUCAAAGGUUGUGUUCCAUCAAGUGUGGUUAAAAUGAAAGAUACAAUUAAUGAGAUUAUUAUUAGGAAUAGUGGAUUAAAGGGUUGUUUGCCAAAUGAAAUAGGGAAAUUGGAUAAAGUUACUGUUUUUGAUGUUAGUUUUAAUGAGUUGGUUGGUGAAUUGCCUGAAAGUAUUGGUGAUAUGAAGAGUUUGGAGCAAUUAAAUGUGGCAAAUAAUAGAUUUUCUGGUGUGAUUCCAGAGAGUAUAUGUAGGUUGCCAAGGUUGGAGAAUUUUACGUAUUCGUAUAAUUACUUUUGUGAAGAAUCGGAAACGUGUGUUAAGUUGAAAGUUAAGGAUGAUAGGAAAAAUUGUAUUCCUUAUAGGCCAUUGCAAAGGUCCAUUUAUGAAUGUGAAACUUUUUAUAAACAUCCUCUUCAUUGUACUGGUUUUGGUUGUUCCUUUACAACUGCGCCGCCGCCUCCACCACCACCGCCUCCACCACCGCCUCCGCCUCCACCACCACCGCCGCCUCCGCCUCCACCCCCACCACCGCCUCCGCCACCGCCGCCUCCGGCAGUUUAUUACCAUUAUCUCUGAUGACGUGACAGAGAUAAGAGGUUCUGAUUUUUUAUUUUUUUUGGUUAUAAAUUGGUCUGUUCUUUAUUGGAGAUAUUUUUAAAGAAUUAGAGUGUUUACAUGUUGAUAUAUGUUUUUUUUUUUCUUGUAAAAAUAAAAUAUAAAAACAUAGGAAUUUAGCUAUAUUUGCAAUUCUAGCGUUUGGAUGGAAGGUUAUUCAGGGAGGCUUGUUUUGAAAUUGAGGACAUUGGAGUUUAUUUUAUAAGUGUCAUUGCAUGUAUAAGACCACAGUUAAAUAUUGUGCAUAUGAUAUUUGCUAAUUAAUACUACUAAUACUACUAUUUUCUA